AAAAUAUUGAACAUUAUUCAACAACUUUUAGCCCCAAAUCAAAUGAUUGCAGUGAUGAAAAAGAAAAAUAAUGAGGGUUUUGACUAUUCUUUGAAAAAAAAAACAAUUCCCACAGGAUUUGUACACAAAUUUAUAUAGGCUAAUUAAUCUUUACAUGCAAUAUGGACAUUGAACAGUAAAAUCAUGCGAUGUAAUAUGUACGCGAUUGUUUGACAAUCGUGAUCACCUGAAGGACGCAUGCGCGUAUCUCGAAAAAUCACGUGACGCGCGUGCACCUUUUUUAUUGGAUCGUAGAAAGGCGCGCGCGAUCGUCUAUUUUUCAUUCAAGAUCUCAGCUUCACUAUGCCGCCACCAGCUUCAGACGAGUUCUUCUGUCUUUUUGAAUUUGAAAGCGAUGACAGCGUCGAAAUUGGACCAUUUUCUUGGAUAUUAGACACGGACAAGGAUGUGGAUCCUGAAAGCUAUGUCGAUCAAGCUGUUGAAGUUAUGUGGGUCAGUGGCAGCAAAACGGAGAAGUAUCGAGCAACAGUGUUGGCUGUAAAUAUAAAAUCAAAAUCAAAAAUUUCACAGUGCAAUGAGAUGGCCAGGGAUCUCAGGAAGCAAAUGUUUGGUGCCAAUGAAACGAAAAAAUCAAAUGGACGUACGGCAACGGGAAGUGGAACAAGUGGUGAGAUAAUUGACCUGAAAAAGCAGUUGGAGAAAUCAAGGAGAGAGACUGAGGAUCUGCAGGUGAAGCUGACUAAGGAGAAGGCAGUUAGGGAAAAGAUACAGCAACAGCUGUUGUUUUUGCAAGGAGUGCCUAAAUUCAUCGAAACCUUUAAAGGGUUCAUAGUGGAUAUGGAGGAGAUGUCGAGACUCAAGGCUGAUCAUGAAGAGAUGCACUGUCCAUCAGGAGGGUCAUCUACAUCAUCCUCGCCCGCUCGUUCCUCCACCCAGUCCUCCACCCAAUCCUCGCCAUCAUCAGCACGACCACAGGUCAUGUCAAGUCAAAGUUCCCAGGAGUGUCAUCAUCGGAAAUCCGCAUCGUUAUGCGGAACAAAGUUGGCAACGAAAUUAAGUUGGCCAAACGUAGAUCUCAACCGAAAGAGAACCAAGCCAAAGAAAACCAAGCCAAAGAAUUAAACCAAGAACCACAAGAUGAGACCGAAUGAAGCACUUUGUCAAGAUGACUAAUUAAUUAAUAAUGAGCUAAGUCUUGUUACUUACUAAUUAUCCCCUGUUCACUGUCCAGAGGAGGCAAAUUUCCGCGACCUGCCACAUUCUUCGCACCAUUCAGUGACGAGGUCAGUAACAUGGGCCUGCCGAACACUGCCAGCAUCAGAGGACUUAACAAGCACAUGCAUAUUCUGUUCCAAAUAUAAUUUAGUAUGAUCAUCAUGAUGCGACCUAUCCGAGUAUGCCAUGUUUGGUACGUUUCUGGCACUUCUGAAUCGCCCGUCGCUCCUGUGUAUUUUUUUGGUUGAUUGGAAUAUGUUUUAGACCACAGGCAUUGCUAUAAUGCUUGCUACAGACCAACAUUAAAAAAAAUAAUAAUAAUGUUUUAAUAGGGGCCAGAAUUAUCCUUAUCUGAUAUAUUAAAGGUGCUCCUGCAUCGUUUAUCAUACACACAGUGCCAUCUUGCGCACAAACUAGCCUAGUUCAAAAUGGCGAUCUGUAGCGUAGCAUCCCAACGCUUGAUGAUCUUUAACAUUUCACCUGUUUCUAAAGCUAUUUUGAUAAAAAGCUCUUCAUGGGCCAUCACAUCAAUUCUAGGCAUGUAUUGUGUUUUCCGUCCAGCUGGUACUAAUAUAUUAAAUUUUAUGUUUUGGCAUGUGGAUAUCAAAUGACAGUGCGCACGCAUCAAUCAGUGUUCUUUGUUGGCACCCUUCUAAACAAAUAAGUGUCAAGAACUUUCUUGUUGAGUAAAUUUUGAUCUGAUAAGGAAACAAUUUGAGAUUUUUUUGUGCAAAAAAUGGCAUUUAUAUAUGAUCUACGGAUAAAAGCCCAAAUUCACCUUGAAGAAUGGAAUCAAAUCAGACUAACAAGAAACUACGUCUCUUGGAAGACAUCAAAAUUUAUAUGGGGAACCUAAAUUGCCUCAAACAUGCAUUAAAAUUUGAGACAUUUGGUAUUGUUAAUCUGGUCUUUAAACAAAAGCGAAUGGAAUUAAAAUUGCUUUUGUUAUGAUUUUGAAUGACGGGAAUAUACCAAAUUAUUUCAUGUUCCUGAUUGUUCCGUACUCUAUUUGCCAAAGAUAUUGCUGAAAUGUAUUCAUUGUGUGCUGAAAAAUAACUUUGAUAAUGUGUAUGCGUUUGACGCCAUUUAUUUAAGUGGCAAAUUUCCUCUCGUCCUUUAAAAACUUUGCCUUGUGCCAAAUAACAAAGUAUGCUCAUGUAACAUUUUAAAGGCAUUGUCUUCUAUAUGUGUACACAAUAUAUUUACCCUACUUAUUUGUUGUGUAAGGUCACAUUGAUAAAGUGCUGUAACAAAUAUUGUUAUAUUAUUGAUAGAUUAUCUGUAGUAGUUAUAAAAAAGUACUAAAGUAGAGAUGUUAGAUAUCUUCAUGUUUUUGUUGCAACUCAGUACAGAUGUUUUUAACUACAGUUUUGAGAUAUUAUUGAUAGAUUAUCUGCUACAAUUUCUACAUAUAUGAUUCAUUUAUUUAUUUAUGAUUCAUUAUUUUAAAUAAUCAUAUUUUACUUCUAUUUACUUACCUUGUCAAAGAUUUUCUUUGCUCUUCAUUACCUAUAAUAUAUAUUUAUGUUCAGUUUAAUUCUCCACUCAAUUCAAUCUUUAUUUGGAAAUAAAGAUUGAAUUGACUGUAUUAUUCGUGUUAAUUAUAUAUUCAAAAAGCUGCAUCACUUCGCCGUGAUCCCUCGCAUAGGCCUAUAAAGUUGAUUCUAUCCUUUGGGUUUAUGUCAGGUUUCUAUAGCUUCUGACCAUACGAGCAUUGAAAGUUAAGGGGUUUAUGGGACGAAUUAUCGACUAGGGCCGUCCAUAGCUCAGUCGGUAGAGCACCGGGCUAGCAAUCCGGAGGUCUCGGGUUCGAAUCCCGAUGGAACCCCAUUUUCUUUGCUCUUUAUUACCUAUAAUAUAUAUUUAUGGUCAGUUUAAUUCUCCGCUCAAUUCAAUCUUUAUUUGGAAAUAAAGAUUGAAUUGACUGUAUUAUUCGUGUUACUUGUCAAAGAUUGGAAGGAACUUGAUUGAUAUAUGUUUUUGUUCCAACUUGGAUACAAGUACGUGUUUUACAACUCAACAGUUCUUGAAAAUUUUAUAGACUUUAUAUGAAGCGUAAUCUCAACUUGCCUUUACCAUAAACAUUGUGCUCGAACCUAAAACUCGUUAGUCAUAGUAGUUAUAAAAAAGUACUAAAGUAGAGAUGUUAGAUAUCUACAUGUUUUUGUUGCAACUCAGUAGAGAUGUUUUUAACUACAGUUUUGAGAUAUUAUUGAUAGAUUAUCUGCUGCAAUUUCUACAUAUAUGAUGCAUGUGUUUAGUUUUAAUGGUUUUAAAUAAUCAUGUUUUACUUCUAUUUACUUACCUUGUCAAAGAUUGGAAGAUUUAUGUUUUUGUUGCAACUUUGAUACAAGUACGUGGACAGUGUUUUACAACUCAACAGUUCUUGGAAAUUGUAUAGACUUUUUAUAUGAAGCGUAAUCUCAACUUGCCUUCACCACAAACAUUGUGCGUGAACCUAAAACUCGUUAGUCAUAGUUGUUAUAAAAGUACUAAAGUAGAGAUGUUAGAUAUCUACAUGUUUUUGUUGCAACUCAGUAGAGAUGUUUUUAACUACAGUUUUGAGAUAUUAUUGAUAGAUUAUCUGCUGCAAUUUCUACAUAUAUGAUGCAUGUGUUUAGUUUUAAUGGUUUUAAAUAAUCAUGUUUUACUUCUAUUUACUUACCUUGUCAAAGAUUGGAAGAUUUAUGUUUUUGUUGCAACUUUGAUACAAGUACGUGGACAGUGUUUUACAACUCAACAGUUCUUGGAAAUUGUAUAGACUUUUUAUAUGAAGCGUAAUCUCAACUUGCCUUCACCACAAACAUUGUGCGUGAACCUAAAACUCGUUAGUCAUAGUUGUUAUAAAAGUACUAAAGUAGAGAUGUUAGAUAUCUUUGUUUUUGUUGCAACUCGAGUACAGAUGAUUUUCACUACAGUUUUUAUCAUGUAAAAUAUUAAGCAUAUAACUUUAACUUGCCUUUACUUCAACCAACCAUUCAGCCAUUGUGUGUGCUAAAACUUCAGGAAUCCCGUUACCUCAACCAACCAUUUAGCCAUUGUGUGUGCCAAAACUUAGUCAUGUUAGUAAGAAAGUACAUGAUUACAGAUGUUAAAACAUAUAUAUAUAUAUAUAUAUAUAUAUAUACAUAUCUCAAAAUAAACUUUUUAUAAUAUUAA
Molecule: messenger RNA, 4374 nt
Organism: Lytechinus pictus (painted urchin)
Lineage: Eukaryota; Metazoa; Echinodermata; Echinoidea; Temnopleuroida; Toxopneustidae
Exons: 6
Coding region: 343-1122 (259 amino acids)
Source: RefSeq, a predicted model, not a curated record